Messenger RNA from Gryllus bimaculatus (two-spotted cricket), 885 nucleotides. NCBI's taxonomy places the organism in Eukaryota, Metazoa, Arthropoda, Insecta, Orthoptera, Gryllidae. The record is from the annotation of a GenBank genome assembly.
AUGAGGGACCGCAACAAUGUUGACGCUAAAGUCUCGCAGUCGGUGUUACAGCUGGAUCGGUCGCAUCCCUCGUCUCGUGUGAUUCGAAAAGAGUGCAGCAGCACGGCGAGUACACGGCCGCGAGGCCAGAGCCCCACAGUGACGCAGUAUGUGUUCCCUUUGCAGUUGGCUCUGAGCUUGGUGGCGUGCGCCGCGGCGUCGCCGGCCAUCGUGGGCUACUCGAGCGUGGUGCCCGUGGGCGGCGCCCCGUACUCCGCCUACUACGUCGCCCCCGCCCCCGCCCGCGCAGUGGCCGUGCCCGUCGCCGGCGUGCACGCGCAGUACCACUCGCAGGACGGGCUGGGUCGCGCCGCCUACGGCCACGCCGAGCCCCUGCAGGCGCACAACGCAGUGCAGACCCCCCUAGAAUUUCUCCGGCGCGUGUGCAUUGAGUUGCAGGACGCCGCCGGCAACAAGGUGGGCAGCUUCAGCUACGUGGCUCCUGACGGCCAGGUGGUGCGCACCGACUACGUGGCCGACGCCGCCGGCUACCGCGUGGCCAGCAACGCCCUGCCCGUCGCCCCGGUCGUCCCCGGCGCCCCCGCCCCCGCCCUCGUCCAAGCCGCCCGCGCGCUGCCGCAGCAGGUGGCCGCCGCCCGCGCCGCGCACCUCGCCGAGGUGGCCGCCGUGCGCGCGCGCUCCAAGCGCGACGUGGCCGCCGUGCUGCCCGUCGCCUACGCCAGCCCCGCCUACGUCAGCUCCGCCUACGCCAGCCCGGCCUACGUCAGCUCCGCCUACGCCAGCCCCGUCCCCGCCUACGUCUCCGGCGCCCCCGUCGCUCGCGUCGGCACGCUCACCACCGUAGUCAACACCCCCGGCCACGCCGUCUCCUACCAGAUCAACUAA